GUAACCUUGAAUUGCAAACUGACAUGUUGCUAACUUCGCAGUAGUUUUUCCCGCAGUUUGGCGUCCACCGAUUGAUAAAAGAAUUUUAACGCGUUUUUUCUGUGUAUUUAGAUCAAUAAGACAAUUCUUUAUCCUAAUGAUUUGUUUUCUAGUGAUGUUUUUAUAGACUUAUUAUGUUGUUUCCGUGAUUGCUUCGUUUGGGUUUUCCUGCUGUGGUGAUUUUUGUAAACAUCGGGAACACAGGCCCCACGUCUAUGACUUCUUAUUGGCAGCAUGGCGGAAAUAGUGUACCCGCAAGGCUGCCGCCCAAUCACCGAUGACCUUGGACCAGACGAGCUCGUUCGAAGACUCAAGGCCCUGGCUCACACCCUCCAGGGUCUGGGUCAGGAUGAAGGCAUGUACCAGCAGUACAUACCGCUGGCUCUACACCUAGCAGACGAGUUUUUCCUAACACAUCCAUCACGAGAUGUCCAGCUGCUCAUCGCGUGCUGCAUCGCAGAUGUUCUUAGAGUUUACGCACCGGAAGCUCCUUACAAGGACCAGGAACAGGUGAAAACAAUAUUCCUGUUCCUCAUCAACCAACUCCAAGGACUCCGGGAUCCAAAGGACCCGGCUUUCAAGCGUUAUUUCUACUUGCUAGAGAACUUGGCCUACGUGAAAUCAUUCAAUAUGUGCUUCGAGCUGGAAGACUGCCAGGAGAUAUUCUGCGCAUUAUUCUCUCUCAUGUUUAAGAUUGUCAAUACGGAACACUCGUCAAAAGUCAAGUCGUUCAUGCUUGACGUUCUCUGUCCCCUCAUCACCGAGUCGGACGUGGUCUCCAACGAGCUGCUAAACGUCAUACUCGUUAACCUCGUGGAACCGAACAAGCGAGAACAUAAACAUGCGUAUUCCCUCGCUAAGGAAUUAAUAGUGAAAACGAGCGAAACGUUGGAGCCUUAUAUACAGGCGUUCUUUAAUCACGUUUUAAUCUUGGGAAAGGAAGAGAAGAAUCUUCUAAUAUUUUCUAAAGUAUAUGAGUUAAUAUACGAACUAAAUCAAUGUUGCCCGUCAGUACUAUUAUCGGUACUGCCACAGUUAGAGUGUAAACUUAAAUCGGCGCACUUUCAAGAGCGAUUGAGCGCAGUCGCGUUACUCGCUCGAAUGUUCUCCGAACCGGGGUCAACUCUCGCCCAGCAGUACCCCGCCCUGUGGCGAGCCUUUCUCGGCAGAUUCAACGAUAUAUCCGUUCAGAUACGAAUCAAGUGCGUCCAAUAUUGCAUGCACUUCCUUGUCCACCAUCCGGACCUGAGAAAAGAUAUAACGGAGACGCUCAAAAUGAGACAGCACGAUGCGCACGAGCAAGUUCGCUACGAAGUUGUUAUGGCCAUAAUAGCAACCGCCCAAAGAGAUUUCCAAGCGGUCGCCGAGUCGGAGGACCUCCUCCAUUUCGUCCGCGAAAGGACGUUGGAUAAGAAAUUCAAAAUACGCAAAGAAGCAAUGUCAGGCUUAGCGAUGAUAUAUAAGAAGUUCUUAACGGAGGAAAGCGUCCCACCGGCCACCGAGAAAGCGGUACAGUGGAUCAAAGACAAAAUCCUUCACGGGUAUUACAUGACAGCCCUAGAGGACAGAUUGCUGGUCGAGAGACUUUUAAAUACAUCCCUGGUUCCGUACACACUGCCCCCGCCGGUGAGGAUGAAAAAAUUAUACUAUUUAAUGUCAAAUGUCGACGACAAUGCAACGAAAGCAUUCAUAGAGUUACAAAAGCACCAGCUGGCCGUACGGCGUACGGUCGCCGAAUGGAUAGAGUUGCACAGGAAACCUGCAACACCGGCCGUUCAAAAGGAAAUGAUCGCUAAGGUCCUACACAUAAGUUCGAAAUUCCUACCGGAGUCUGUGAAGGCUCAAGAGUUCCUGAAUAAAUUUUCGAGUCACAUGAACGCCGCUCCCGAACUAUUGCAAGGAAUGGAGACGAUUUUAAAUCCCAAUGUCAGUUGUGAAGUCUGUGUCCGGACAACGUCGAACGUCUUAAAAAAAUUGGGUCAGCCGGUUAUGACGAAUCUAUACUACAACACAGUGAAGAUGCUCCUGGAGCGAGUGAGCUCGGUGAUGGUGGACCACGAGUCGCUGCUCAUCCUGGUGGGAUACGUGGAGGGUGCCGUGCGGGGCGUCGACCCCUCCAUAGCAGAGGAGUGCGGCAUCGACGUGUCGCGCGCGGCGGAGCGCGGCCUGAAGCUGCUGGUGAUGCUGUCGUUCGUGUUCCCGGCGCACUUCCUGCACGAGGACGUGCUGCACCGCCUCACGUCGCUGCUGGAGCUGGACGACGAGGCCGUGGCGCCGCACGUGCUGGCCGCGCUCACCUUCCUCGGGAAGUACCGCCCGCUCAGUGAAGCCUGUCCUGCGUUGUUCCCGAAACUGAUCACACUCUGUAAGGCAUACGCUGAAGUGGGUACUCCGAAACAAGCCAAAAAUGCUGUAAGAUGUCUGUUCGUGAACGUCCCGGAGCAGCGGUCGCAGAUCUUCACGGAGAUCCUCGACACGCUGAAGAGCACGCUCAGCCCGCACUCCGAGCACUACCGCACCGCCAUCGUCACGCUCGGACACAUCGCGCACAACUUGCCGGACAACUUCCCCGUGCACAUCAAGAACAUCGUCUCCAGAAAGAUAGUUAAAGAGCUACUAGUACGUGAGGGUGGGGGUGGUCCAAACGCGCCGGAUAACGACUGGUGCCCGGAAGAGGAAUUACCGGAGGAAACUCGUUGCAAGUUAGAAGGACUCAAGUGUAUGGCCCGCUGGCUGCUGGGCUUGAAGAAGGACGAAUUAUCUGCACAGAAGACGUUUAGGAUGCUCAAUGCUUUCAUUGUCCAUAAAGGAGAUCUACUACAGCAAAAGCAGGUGUCGAAGGCGGAGAUGGCGCACCUGCGGCUGGCCGCCGGCGCCGCCAUGCUGAAGAUCUGCGAGCAGAAGGGCGUCGGCGACCAGUUCACCGCCGACCAGUUCUACAACCUGUCGCAUCUCAUGGUGGAUGAAGUACCGCAAGUCAGAGAAGGUUUUGCGGCUAAAUUACAUAAAGGAUUAUCAAAGGGUAUACCAAACAAAUGCCUGCCUCUGGACUUUAUGGGUAUGUACGCUCUGGCCGGCCGCGAACCGGACAGGCGCAUACGGGGUAUCAUACGCCAGUACAUGCUAGCUGACGUCGUACGACGCAGGGAGUACGUGCGGAAUAUCACUAUUGGUACUAAAGUUGAACGAGCAGUGAGCCAAUUGCCACACAUCCUACCGGAUUACAUGAUGGUAUUCGCAGUGCCAGUACUGGCUCAUGAUCCAGGAUUUACCGCCUACGAUAACGUAGCACAGCUUAAGGUGAUAAAACAGUGUCUCUGGUUCGUGCUGGAGCCUCUAAUAACUCGUAACGAUUUCUACUGCUACGGCUUCUACAAGAGUCUCGUGGAGCGAAUGAAAAACCACAAGGACGCAUUAAAUGAGACAGACGAUUCUUUUAAUUAUAAGCUGUGGGCGACGUGCGACCUGGCGAUGUCGGUGAUCUGGGCGCGCUCCACGAGCUUCGAGCUGCGCGACUUCCCGUCCGACGCGCGCAUCCCCACCAUGUACUUCGCGCCGCAGCCCGACUUCUUCAUCAACACGCGCGUCUUCCUGCCGCCCGAGCUGCAGUUCCAGCCGAAGCGGCAGCCGAGCGCGCCCGAGGUGGCGGCGCGCGCGCGCAAGCGCGGCCGGCCCGGCGACUCGCUCGACAACGCCAACGACGUGGAGCCUGUCGUUGGCCGAUCUGGAAGUAUCGAUGCUAAGCCAUCAGAAGCGUCGGAUACGCAGAUAAUAUUGCCUGGAAUCGAACAACCACCAGAAACGGAGCUGGAAGAGCCUCAAGCGAAACGCGUCAUUAAUGACUGAAUUAUUUAAAUCGGGAUGUAUUCUAUUAAUAAUGGAGUCGUUUAUGUCAUUUAUACGAUGAAAUUGAACUUUGUUAUUUUUUAAUAUUAUCUGUUUUAUUUUUUAUCUGUGACCAUUGUGAAAUUGAUAGUUCAGUUUUAGUUUAAUUUGAUACAACUACUGUUUAAACGAUUAUUGUAUUUACUAUUAAUUGUCGUUAUUAGCAUAAUUAAUAUUUUCUAUAAUUGAGGUAUAAAAUUCCUGUAAAAGUUUAUUUUUUAAUCGUGAAACUUAAAAUAGAUAUGAUGUAAAUUAUAGUAACCAUUCAGCCCAGAAGAAUAAUAGCGUUCUUUUAAUUUAAAAAUAAAUGUCAAUUUCAAAACUUUUUAGUAAAGUAAAUAAUAUGUAAUACAAAUUGUGUGCGUUUAUAUAGAAUACAUCCCUAAUUCCUAAGGCCCAGACAAACACCCAGUCAGGUAUCAUUACGCUUAAACCCAUUAAGACUGGAUAUUUAUACCCUGAAUGUCAUAAUAAAAACAACCUUACCACAAGGAGACAAAACUCAAAUUCUAUUAUACUAAAACGAAACCUGAAGAAUCUUUCGUCUAUAAAAUAUGAAGAAAAACAUUGAAAAUUGUAUAUGAGGUUUUUUAUCUGUUGCGUUAAAUUUAUAAAAAAAAAAUAAAAUCAGUAAAUGAAAUAGUGUUGUGAAACAAAAAAAAUAAUUUUGAAUCAUAUACGAGAUAUUUGAUCUUUAAUUUAUUUACCAUCGGUCCAAAUAUAAUUGAAUAGAUUUUGUAAUCUACAUUAUCGAUAAUAAUGAUUAAAUCGACAUCAUUAAGGUUUUAAAGUAUUUUGAUUUUAUAACAACAUCGUAUUUAAACCGGGAUUUGAAUUUGUUUUUAAAAUAUUUCUGUCUAAGACCAUUUUGGGAGAUGAAAUACAAAAUAACAAUCUUUCGAUUAAUUAAGGAUGAUUUUAAAACGAAUGAUUAAUAAUAAUCUCCCAAAAUGUUUCGCUUGUAGAAAAUAUGUUUAAAAUCUUUAGGCCCGAGUCUAUACAGCCUACUUAUAUUUAACUUUAACGUCAAAAUAGUUUACGAGUAAAUUAAAUCGAAGUAAAGUUUAAUCGUGUACCACGGUUCAAAUAUUGUCGCUACAUUUGUGUAAAGGCCCAUCUGGGUGAGUUCAUAUGAAACUAUGUAUUCUAUCUCAGUGUCUUUCUAGAUUCUAUAUUUUAUGUAUGAUGUUAAAGUGAAUAUAAGUAAGUAUAUAUGUAUUUAUGGUUUAAUGACUCACUUGGUAUAUUAUGAAGGAGAACAGUGUAAUAUAGUGUUUGAUUGUAAGUUAUGAUACAAUAUUUGUUCGCUCGUUGUUUUUAGUUUUAAUUUAAACUUCGGCUGGUCGAUUAUUUUCUCAUUUUUUUUUUUAUUUUAAUCUUUUUCAGCCUCAUGGGCUACGCCUCGAGGUCUAAUAGGGAUUCAUGAAUACGCAUGGUGUUUAUUGUAUUCUUUAGUAAUGACAUAUUAAUAUCGUCCUAGCAACAAUAUGAUCAUGUGUAAUCAAUGAUUUUACAACGGAUCGCUUGUUCGGAUUUAAAUUAAUGACACAAAAUUAUUUACUUUAAAAAAAAAUAAUGUUAGUGGACAUCGUCGCGUUUUAUAUUUAGACUCUUGUGAUAGAUACAAGUUAUUUCAUUGUUAAACUUUAUUUUUAAGUUACGUUGGGAAUAUUACUUUGUACCACUUGAUGCCACCGAAUUAAAUAUGCUAUUUUUGAACUAAGAAAUUUACAUAUUAGUCAUUGAAUUGAACUGUAUGUAUUUAUAUAUAUAUAUCCUCAUAUUAUUUAGUAAUGAUUUCAUCGGUGAAAAUUCUGUUUUAAUAUAAGAUGAUCCAAAUAUAUAUAUAUUUUUUUAGUGGAUUUUUUCCCAACGUCGCCUCAAUGUCCACCAGCUCUAGCUUGUGAUAAGUGUAUGAUUUAUAAUUAUUUUGUGUCGUUUAAUUGAUUUAAGUGUACCAAAAACUUGGGAGAGCCCGUGACGGCGUGCGACACCGCUCGGUGGACGCAGUGAUGAUUCUCUGUAGUUAUGUAUUAAAUAAAUAAUAAAUACAUAUGA
This is a messenger RNA of Vanessa tameamea, 5982 nucleotides long. It is a transcript of the gene pds5, whose product is annotated as precocious dissociation of sisters 5. Gene Ontology annotation, biological process: mitotic sister chromatid cohesion; DNA repair. The transcript has 20 exons. Lineage: Eukaryota; Metazoa; Arthropoda; Insecta; Lepidoptera; Nymphalidae. Gene Ontology annotation, cellular component: nucleus; chromatin. The coding region runs from base 274 to 3885 and encodes 1203 amino acids. The record is from RefSeq and is a predicted model, not a curated record.